UUCUUCAAAAUUUCUGUCGACUAAUUAGUGUACUCCCCCAACUCUAAUACUCUAUACUCUUUCCUGUGUAUCUGUAGCUCAUUUGCAAUUUACAUAGAAUAGAUGCUGUCAAGUCAACUCUCUCUCCUCUCACAUUAACCCCAUCAAAGCUCCCUUCCAUAUGGUUAGGUUAGGUUUUGCUUAAGUUUCGCAACCCAAUUCAAGAACCCAAUUUUCUCUCUCUCUCAUAAUUCAAUUCACAAAUUUGUUUUCUCUCUCCUCUCUUACUGGCUACUGCUGCUCUGCUGUCUCUGCUACUGCCGCCGCCGCCGCGAUCUGUAAUGCUUUGUGCUACUACUGGACCAAUUCUCUUUUUUGAUCUUGUGAUAUGAGGUAAUAUAUAAAAAUCUAAGUAUGCCCUUUUCAUUUUUCUUCCUUGAUUAGAAAAACCCAUAUUUUAGAUUGAACAAAUUUGAUCUGGGUAUUUGAGUUUCUGUUAGUGGGUCUUUUGUAUUAUGUUUUGAUUUUGUUAUGAGAUUGUUUAUGUGAUAAUAGCUAGAAAUCAUUGGCAGAGCAGUAUAUAUAAAGUUGGGUGAAUUAUUGUUACUUUCUGUGCGGAUUAAGAGGGUGAUUGAUUAAUGGAACAAGCGCGUCGGUUCCAUGCCUUAGGCCCAUCUGAAAUGAGGGGUAUGGGGAAGAGGGGUUCAGAAUGGGAUUUGAAUGAUUGGAAAUGGGAUGGAGAUUUGUUUAUUGCGACGCGGUCCGGUGGCGCACUGCCGUCUAAUUAUCAAGGUCAGCAAUUUAUUCCUGUUUCGGGAAACUCGUCGAACAGUUCGACAUCCUGCUCUGAUGAUGUUCAUUCUUCUAUUGAUGAUGGGAGGAGGGAGUCAGAGAGGAAAAGGAGGGUUAUUGUUGUGGAAGAGGAUAGUUUGGAGGAAGCUGGUUCCUUGACUUUAAAGCUUGGUGGGAACUGUUUUCCUGUAUCUGAGAGCGAAAGGGAGGUGGGUACUUGGGAGGGGACGAGUGGAAAGAAGACGGCUAAGUUGGUUGGCGGUUCUUCAAAUCGUGCUGUUUGCCAAGUUGAGGAUUGUGGAGCUGAUCUUACUAAGGCUAAGGACUAUCACAGGCGUCACAAAGUCUGUGAGAUGCACUCUAAAGCCAGUAAAGCCCUUGUGGGAAAUGUCAUGCAGCGAUUUUGCCAACAGUGUAGUAGGUUUCAUGUUCUUCAGGAGUUUGAUGAAGGCAAGCGAAGUUGUAGACGACGUCUAGCUGGCCAUAAUAAACGACGGAGGAAAACUCAGCCUGACACUGCUGUUCAUGGAAAUUCCAUAAAUGAUGAACAAACUAAUAAUGUUCUGCUGAUGAGCUUACCAAGGAUACUUUCGGACAUGCAUGCUAAUAACAAAUCAGACCAGAGUACAGAUCAAGAUCUUGUUGCUCAGCUUCUGAGAAGCCUUGCCAAUCCUUCUGGGCUGCAUGUGGCAAAAGGCUUGCAUGGACUCUUGCAUGAGUCACAUAAGUUACUAAAUGGUGGAAUGGCCAAUGGUAACGGGCAUUCAGAAAAGAUGUCAGAUUGUCUCUCUAAUGAUCAUCUAAAUUCUCCGCAAGUCAUCGACCAACAUGAUGCACUACCUGAUUCAGCAAUUCCAAGAAAGGAAUUAUAUGAAGCUAAUAGCAGGAGCAGUGAAAUGCAGGUUGUCUCCUCACAAGAUCCUGGAAAUUUGUUUCCUAUAAAAGAUAGCCCUCCAGCUCACUCUGAAACCACAGCAGGGAGAAUGAAGUUAAACAAUUUUGACCUGAAUGAUGCAUAUGUAGAUUCAGAUGAUGGUAUAGAAGAUUUGGAGAGGUCACCUGUUGAUGGACACUGUACAACUGGCUCUGUUGAUUUCCCUUCAUGGGCUGGACAUGUUUCACAUCAAUCAAGUCCACCACAAACUAAUUCUGACUCAGCUUCGGCUCAAUCACCUUCUAGUUCUAGUGGAGAACCUCAGUGUCGCACGGAUCGGAUUGUUUUCAAGCUAUUUGGUAAAGAACCAGGUGACUUCCCUAUGGUGCUGCGGGGUCAGAUCCUUGAUUGGCUUGCUCAUAGUCCUACUGACAUCGAGAGCUACAUCAGACCUGGUUGUAUAAUUUUAACAAUUUACCUGCGCUUGGCUGAGUCCUCGUGGGAGGAGCUCUGCUCUGAUCUUUCAUCCUGCUUAACUCGACUCUUUGACAUAUCUGAGGACACAUUUUGGAGUAGUGGAUGGGUUUAUGUGCGAGUGCAGAAUCAAAUAGCAUGUUUUCACAAUGGUCAGGUUAUACUGGAUACAACAUUAUCUCUUCAAAAUAGUAAUUCUGGUCAAAUUUUGAGUAUCAUGCCUAUUGCUGUGUCUAUGGAUGAACGAGCUGAAUUUGAAGUUAGAGGUUUCAACCUCUCCGGUUCUACAACAAGAUUACUGUGUGCACUAGAAGGAAAAUAUCUUGAUCAAGAAGCAACUCAAGAAUCAAAAGAGGAUGGUGAAUCUGUUGAGGAGGAUGAUGAAACCGAGCAUGCCACUAUGUCUUGCGUUAUUCCCAAAAUAACUGGUAGAGGGUAUAUUGAGGUUGAAGAUCAUGGUCUCAGCAGCAGUUUCUUCCCUUUCAUAGUUGCAGAAAAGAAUGUUUGCUCUGAGAUACGGACAUUGGAGAGUGUUCUGGAACUGAAGGAAGCCGAUGAAGAUGCAUAUGAAGUAAAAGGAACAUUUGAAUCCAGACGUCUAGCAUUAGAUUUCAUAAAUGAAAUGGGAUGGCUGCUUCACAGAAGCCACUUAAAAUCUAGAUUGGCUGACCUAGAUCCUAACACCGUCAUUUUCUCAUUUAGACGAUUUACAUGGCUCAUGGACUUCUCUAUAGACCAUGAUUGGUGUGCUGUUAUCAGGAAACUCUUGGACGUUUUGGUUGAUGGAACUGUAGGAUCAGGUGAACAUCCAUCCUUGAAGGUGGCAAUGUCACAAAUGGGACUCCUCCACAAAGCUGUUCGUAAAAAUUCUAGGUCUAUGGUGGAGCUGCUUUUAAAAUAUGUCCCAGACAAUUUAGCAGAAGAUUUCAUAUCAACUGCUGAUGGUGGCCAAGUAAGGUUUAUGUUUAGGCCUGAUGCCCAAGGACCUGCUGGUUUGACCCCACUUCAUGUUGCAGCUGGUAGAGAUGGCUCGGAAGAUGUACUGGAUGCUCUACUUGAUGAUCCUGGAAAGAUUGGAAUUGACGCAUGGAAGAAUGCUCGAGAUAGCACAGGGGCCACACCUGAGGAUUAUGCUCGUAUGCGAGGCCAAUAUGCUUACAUACAUAUGGUCCAGAGGAAGAUCCAACGUAGUUCAGCUGCAAGGCAUGUGGUGCUAGAUAUCCCAGUAGAAUCAUCUGUUUCCCUAAGGCAUGAUGGGGCUGUGAGCUUCGAGGUUGGAAGAAAUGUAACUCAGAGUUGCAAGUUAUGUGAUCAGAAGAUGUCCGUGUAUUACAGAAGUAGUGCAAGGACAUCUCUAGUGUACAGGCCGGCCAUGCUCUCCAUGGUUGCUAUUGCUGCAGUGUGCAUGUGUGUGGCUCUUCUCUUCAAAAGCAUGCCUAAUGUUGUCUGUCUCUUCCAGCCUUUCCGUUGGGAGUCGCUCAAUUAUGGCCCUAGCUGAUUUUCCAUUUGGGAUCUGUCAAUUACAGUAUAAUAAAAGAUAAUUUGAAGUAUAUGUAUCAAUUGUAUUUGUGUUUUGUAAUUUGUAAUCUGUAUUAUGUAUUUUGUAUUUGUAUCUACAUUUCUUAAUUUAUAUUCUGUAGUAUUAUGUUUCUAUGAAAGGCAAGGAUUUUCUAGUACUAUAAGUCAGUGCUAGAAGUCUAGAACUGAGAUGCUGUAUAAUAUAAGUAGUAACGACUAAAUACUCAAUAUUAUGUAUCGAGAUGUGACUACGAUAAGCUAUAUUUUGUUUUAGUA
Beta vulgaris subsp. vulgaris (sugar beet) is the source of this 3913-nucleotide messenger RNA. Its product is annotated as squamosa promoter-binding-like protein 1. Gene Ontology annotation, cellular component: nucleus. Lineage: Eukaryota; Viridiplantae; Streptophyta; Magnoliopsida; Caryophyllales; Amaranthaceae. Gene Ontology annotation, molecular function: DNA binding; protein binding. The coding region runs from base 618 to 3617 and encodes 999 amino acids. The record is from RefSeq and is a predicted model, not a curated record. The transcript is spliced from 10 exons.